AUGAAAACACACCAUUUCUUCCUCCUCAUCCUCCUCCACCACUUCCCGGCCCUCCCCGCCGUGAAAUACGAGGCGAUCAACGACGCACAACACACUCCGGGAGGGGCUCGGUUCUCAUCCGAGAUCGGAAUCCCAUACACCGAAGAGAUCAUGAAAGACAUCAACCACUUCAUCUACGACAUCUUCCAGCAAUACAACGAAUCCGACCGCAAACCCGUCGACACCGUCAUGGUCUUCAUCCAGCAAUACGACGGCGCAGAGGCGAUCACCUACGGCGAAAACAUCAACGUCAGCGCCCUCUACCUGCAAGGCUACGAGGGAAACGUUAAAUGGGAGUUCACCUCACUCCUCCACCGCGAGCUCACGCACGUGUUCCAGUGGGACGGCGAGGGGGCGGCGCCGGUGGGGCUGGUGGAGGGGAUGGCCGAUUACAUGAUACUGAAGUCGAAUUAUUUUCCGGCGGGGUUUGCGGAGGCGGGAAAGGGGGAGAGGUGGGACCAGGGGUAUGAUGUCACGGCGAGGUUUUUGGAUUAUUGUGAGGGGUUGAGGUCGGGAUUUGUGGCGGAGAUGAAUAAGAAGAUGAGAUAUAGUUUUUCCGAGGAUUAUUUUGUGGAGUUGACGGGGAAGCCGGCGGCGGAGCUCUGGGCGGAGUAUAAGGGUAAGUAUGUUGUACAUUAA
Molecule: messenger RNA, 678 nt
Organism: Salvia splendens (bonfire salvia)
Lineage: Eukaryota; Viridiplantae; Streptophyta; Magnoliopsida; Lamiales; Lamiaceae
Exons: 1
Coding region: 1-678 (225 amino acids)
Source: RefSeq, a predicted model, not a curated record